AGGUUGCUGGCUGCAAACUGUCUAAAUUUGCUCACUUGGUGCUGAUGUGGUUUAAGGCGAUAUUUCUGCUCUUCCUCUGAAUCAAGCAGAAACAGAGACACAGCUAGAAGUGAACAGAUCCUCUCAUACACAUGUACUCCACUGUAGACAUGAUUUACCUUCUGGUUCUCUCUGGGAUUUUACUUCACAUCUCAGAUGCUGGAUCCGGGAUGAAUAUCGGAGUGAAAUCUGGAUCACCAGGCAUUAUUCCCUGUCUAUAUGAUAAAAAAUAUGAAGGAAACCGUAAAUACUGGUGUAUGGGGCAUUUUUGGUCUACUUGCAGUAUAUUAAAAUAUGCAAAUGGGUCAGGAAAAUAUUCCCUCACUGAUUAUCCAGCCCAGAGUAUUUUUACAGUUCAGUGGAAGAAUCUGCAGACCUCAGACUCUGGAUAUUACUGGUGUGCUGCGGAGAUCGGUGACCAUAACACCCUAGACUACAGUUAUUAUCUGUAUCUGACCGUACAAUCAGUUCCUGAUGUGUCUGUGGAGAGCAGCAGUGUAUCUGGACAUGAAGCUGGAGAUAUCAGUGUUCAGUGUCUCUACAGUUCUGGAUAUCAGUAUAAAACUAAACAGUGGUGCAGAUAUAAAGAUGAGAGAUGUUACACAGUGGGGAGGACUGACACAUCCCAGAGUUCAUCAGUCCAGAUCAGUGAUGAUGAUGGGAGAAGAUCCUUCACUGUGCUGAUGACUGGACUGAGACUGACUGAUUCUGGCUGGUACUUCUGCUCUGUAGGAGAUCUGCAGGCUCCUGUUCAACUCACGGUCACUGAACCUGAAAGAGCUAUGAAAACUGAAUCAAGUCCUGAGACAGACAUAACUGAAACCCAUCCAUCUCUAACAGCAUCCUCAGAGACUGUUAAUAGUCAAACACACAGCAGCACGGAUGAACAAAAGUAUUUCAGGCGUGAUGUGAUUCUGGUCACGUGUCUUCCAGCGAUUCUGCUCUUACUGCUGGUUACUCUUGUUGCCAUAGUAACUUGGAGACUGAGAAAGAAGCAGAAGAGGCCUCAAAAUAGAGAAGAAGCACAUUUUAACAGCACCACAAUGCCGUGUGAAAACCCAACAACCUCCAACAGUCCAGCAGAUGAUCCUUCUCAUUCGGUCAUUUACAGUUCUGUGGUCACCUUUCCUAAAGCACCUUCAUCUUCACUGAAUUCUGAUGGUGCUGUGAUCUACAGCUCCGUGAAAAAAAAGGCUGUGAAUUCGUAAAGCCUCUGUUACUUCUGCUUCUUCUGAAUGAUCUGUAAGAAAGUAACAAUCAGUCAUUUAAAAUGAACAAUAAGUCUAUUUUACAGUUUCAGUUUAAACAGUGCGAAGGUUCAGUGAACGAAUGCAGCUAAGAAUGUACGUUUGUCAGUGUUUUUUUUAAAUAUAUGCUGGUUGGCAUUACUGUGAACAAAAUUAAUAAUUUACAGUACAUAGAUAUGAAGUGCAUUUCUAAAGUACAUCAGGUAUAUUACAGGUAUAUUCCAGAAUUAAUUCAUGACCAGCCAACAUUUUUAAAAGAGCUUUCUUUAAGACCAGAUUUAUUUAGUUAGUAUUUAUUUUUUUUAGAUAUUACAUUUAAUUGUAUUAAUUAAAAUUGAACAUCGUAUAAAGCCAAUAAACUGUUUUUGUAUGAAAUAUACAGCAUGCAUACUUUUUCAUUUCACAUAUUACACGCUACAUUCACUAUAUUUUCUGUCUGUAUGAU
Puntigrus tetrazona (Sumatra barb) is the source of this 1731-nucleotide messenger RNA. Its product is annotated as polymeric immunoglobulin receptor-like. Lineage: Eukaryota; Metazoa; Chordata; Actinopteri; Cypriniformes; Cyprinidae. The coding region runs from base 132 to 1247 and encodes 371 amino acids. The record is from RefSeq and is a predicted model, not a curated record. The transcript has 10 exons.